CUGAGAGGAGGAAAGUCUUACGAGGGGAAGUCCGGGCGUGGAGCAGGAAGUGGUCUGGGCCGAGAGCAGGAGUCCCGGCAGAGACCAGCAGACCGGCCACAGGACAGGAAGUAGAUUUAUAGCACGCUUUAGCCUAGCGUGUUAGCGUAGCAUCCGGCAUCUCUCUGGUCACCUGGGUCCGUAGAACCAAUGUGGUUGCUGGGGCGACGGAGUGUUGAUUGACGGCUCCACCUCAGUGCUGAGGCGAGGGGCGUGGUCUGAGGGGGAGGGGCCGAUGGCCAGCCACUUGCUAUGCUGGGGGGGCGGGUACUUGGAUGACCGCUAUCUCUAUGCCCCGCCCUACCCCGCCGUCUACCGGGAGCGUCCUCGCCCCCCCCAGGAGGAGGUAGAGGGCGGGCGGGCUCUAGGCAGUGGCAACGCGCUGCUCAACGGCACUAAGGCAGACCUGCAGGCGGCCAAGCGGCUCGCCAAGCGGCUGUACAACCUGGACGGCUUCAGGCGGUCCGACGUCACGCCCCAGCUCAGCGGCAGCAACGAGUUCAGCAGGAUGGUAGCAGACGAGUAUCUUUCCUACUUUGACUUCAGAGGUCUGAGCGUCGACCGAGCGCUCCGAGCGUUCCUGAAGGAGUUCGCUCUGAUUGGCGAGACCCAGGAGAGAGAGAGAGUCCUGUGUCACUUCUCCAAGAGAUUCCUCCAGUGCAACCCUGAUACCACUGAUGAAGACAGCAUCCAUACUCUGACCUGCGCUGUGAUGCUCCUCAACACGGACCUGCAUGGACCCAACAUUGGGAAGAGGAUGUCCUGCAGUCAGUUUAUCGCCAACCUGGAGGGACUGAACGGAGGGAAGGACUUCCACCGGGAGCAGCUGAAGGCGCUGUACAGCUCCAUCAAGAAUGAUAAACUGCAGUGGACUAUUGACGAGGAGGACCUGAAGAAGUCGAUGUCGGAGCUCGCUGACGGGCGGACGGACUCCGCCUCCCACACCCUGAAGCGGGCUGCCAUUGGAGAGCGCUCCCUGGGGGGCGUGGCCCUGCAGGCCGACGCCCAGCUCUAUAAGGAGGGCUUUUUGGUCCGGAAGGUUCACGCCGACCCGGACGGGAAGAAGACUCCUCGGGGGAAGAGGGGGUGGAGGUCGUUCUACGCCGUCCUGAAGGGCCUGGUACUGCACAUGCAGAAGGGGGAGCAGGGCAGCGAGGAGGACCUGAGGAACGCGGUGUCGGUCCACCACAGCCUGGCCAUGCGGGCGGCCGACUACAGCAAGAGGGACAACGUGUUCUACCUGAGGACGGCCGACUGGAGGGUGUUCCUGCUGCAGGCCCCGAGUGCUGAGCACAUGCAGUCGUGGAUCACGCGGAUCAACGUGGUGGCGGCCAUGUUCUCCGCCCCUCCCUUCCCCGCCGCCAUCGGCUCCCAGAAGAGAUUCAGCCGCCCGCUGCUGCCGGGGUCCCCCAGCGCCCUGACCCAGGAGGAGCAGGUGAAGUCUCACGAGAUCCGGUUCCGGGCGGUCUGCUCGGAGCUGGGCGACCAGACCCCCACCUCCCCCGACUGCAAAGCCAAAGGUCGGGAGCUGGAGGAGCAGAGGCUACGGCUGGAGUACCUGGAGUUUGAGCAAACGCGCUACGGGACGUACGCCAUGCUGCUGCGGGCCAAGCUGAGCGGGCCGGCCCCGGACCAGGACCCCGACCUGGGGGCCUUCGAGGCGCGGCUGCUGGAGGAGCCGGGGCUCCAGAGGGCCCGCUCCAGCCCCACGCUGCCCCAGGACAGCGGCUCCUCGCUGGGCUGCACCGGCCGCCAGAAGAGCCACAAGCAGCGGAGCUCCAGGAGGGGCCAGGCCGCCGCGACUGGGGGGCAGGCCUAG
Molecule: messenger RNA, 1858 nt
Organism: Gadus chalcogrammus (walleye pollock)
Lineage: Eukaryota; Metazoa; Chordata; Actinopteri; Gadiformes; Gadidae
Product: PH and SEC7 domain-containing protein 1-like
Exons: 13
Coding region: 275-1858 (527 amino acids)
Biological process (GO): regulation of ARF protein signal transduction
Molecular function (GO): guanyl-nucleotide exchange factor activity; protein binding; phospholipid binding
Source: RefSeq, a predicted model, not a curated record